AUGCCAGAACUUCAGAUAUCAGUUGAAGAUGAGCAAAAGGCUUUCGAGGCUGAUGUAGCUGCGAUUGAGAAGCAAUGGAGCUCCGCAAGACAAUCCCACUUGAAGCGACCAUACUCUGCAAGCACUAUAGCCGCGCUUCGAACGUCCAUUGCCGCACCCUCAGAUGCCUCUUCGACCCAGGCCAUCAAGCUCUGGAAUCAACUGCACGCCCACAACAAAGCUGGCACAUGCGAGUUGACAUUCGGUACUACAGAUCCCGUUGCGGUUUCGCAGAUGGCCAAGCACCAGCAAACCGUCUACGUGUCUGGUGCUCUAUGUGGGUUCUCAGAAGUCGCACUUCCGGGAAUGGACCACGCCGACUACCCUUGGGAUACCGUGCCGAAGGUUGUGUCAAAGAUCUUCAAGAGCCAACUUUGGCAUGACCAGCGACAACGACAGUACCGAUUGCGACAUCCGAUCGAAGAGCGACAAGGAUUGGAGAACUGGGAUUAUAUGGCGCCUAUCGUCGCGGAUGGCGAUAUGGGCUUUGGUAGCCUUACUAGUACAAUGAAAAUGGCACGCGAGUUCGUGGACGCUGGUGUGGCCAUGAUACACAUCGACGACCUAGCCAUCGGCAUGAAAAAGUUUACAAUUGGUCAAGGGCGGACUAUCGUACCCACUCAGGAAUACCUGGAUCGUCUGACAGCUGUGCGGAUGCAAUUUGAUGUCAUGGGUGCGGAGACGCUACUGUUGUGCCGCUGCGAUACAGAUCAUGCCGAGUUCAUCACCAGUGUCGUCGAUGAGCGUGACCAUGAAUACGUGCAGGGGGCAACGAAGGAAGUUGAGCCACUGCAAAAGUGCCUUCAGGCCGCACAGAUCGAAGGUAAAGAUUUGAAGGUUGCACGAGACGAAUGGAAGGCCAAAGCGGGGAUCAAGACAUUCGACGAAGCUGUGGAGGCCGUUGCGACGGAAGAGGAGUUUGCCGCAUAUAAGGCAGAGCUGUCGAAACAGAAAUUCGCGUCCUUGUCCGAUCGUCGCAAUAUCGCAACCAAGACCGUCCAGCACGAAGUGUUUUUCGACUGGGAGCUAUCGAGAUCAGCCAUGGGUCAAUAUAUGCUGAAAAGCUGCGUCAAAGGCAUCGUCGAGCGUGCCGUCGCUGCUGCACCGCUUGGAGACGUAACGUGGGCACGUAUGGAUUCACCUAACUGGGGAGACAUCGUUGAAUUUCACACAGAAGUUCGGAAGGUGUACCCGGACAGACUUUUCGCCUUUGGCUACACCGGCGACUACGACUUUGGGAAAGCCGGCUUCAGUGAGAACCAUGUUAAGAACCUACAUCUUGACCUUGCCAAGCUAGGUAUCGUGUGGCAGGUCCAACCGAUCUGGAGUCUGCAAGGCCUGAACAUGGUGACGGAACAAUUCGCAAAGAUGUGGCAGGAGCAAGGUAUUGCUGGCUACUUGAAGGCGAUUCAAGGUCCAGCUCUUAAUUCAAAGCCUAUGACGGACGGCUUUGAGAAAUUGAGCUAUUGCGGUGGGUACCUGGCAGAUGCAUUCUUUGAGACAAUCGCAGGAGAGUCAAUUGUAGACAAAGGAAAGGCCGCCAACUUCCAGAGACACUGA
Molecule: messenger RNA, 1599 nt
Organism: Alternaria burnsii
Lineage: Eukaryota; Fungi; Ascomycota; Dothideomycetes; Pleosporales; Pleosporaceae
Product: phosphoenolpyruvate pyruvate domain-containing protein
Exons: 2
Coding region: 1-1599 (532 amino acids)
Biological process (GO): carboxylic acid metabolic process
Molecular function (GO): isocitrate lyase activity
Source: RefSeq, a predicted model, not a curated record